Messenger RNA from Ostreococcus tauri, 918 nucleotides. RefSeq names its product Plastid lipid-associated protein/fibrillin conserved domain. The record is from RefSeq and is a predicted model, not a curated record. The transcript has a single exon. Bases 1 to 918 code for a protein of 305 amino acids. Lineage: Eukaryota; Viridiplantae; Chlorophyta; Mamiellophyceae; Mamiellales; Bathycoccaceae.
AUGGCGGCGUCGCGCGCGGCGACGACGGCGACGGGCGCGGCGACGCGAGGCGCGAGAUGUGCGUCGAACGCGCCGGAUUCCUCGAGAUGUCGUCGUCAAUCCUUGGUUUCUUCGCGUCGAGCGUGCGAGCGUCGUCGGAGGUCUUCGACGGCGGCUGUGCACGACGGUGUUGACGUCGCGUCGUCGAGCGCGACGGAGGCCGACGUGGGCGACGCGCGACGAAGGGCCAAGGCGAGACUCGUGGACGCGUGCGUCGGGACGUAUCGCGGCGCGCUGACGACGGCGGACGAUCGAUCGGCGAUCGCGGAGGCGCAAGGCGCGCUGGAAAGGAUCGGGGACGGCUCAGAAACGAUUGAUUUCGAUGCCUUGGACGGGAAAUGGCGGUUGGCGUACACGAACGCGUCGGACGUGCUUGGGUUGUUGAUUGCGAGUCGAACGACGGGCGUGCCUGAGGUCGGGGACAUCUUUCAAUCAUUUUCGUGUAAAAAUGGCAAGAAUGAGGGGAUCACGAACGAGAUCAGACUCUCCUUACCGUUCAUCCUGAGCGAAGCCAAGCGAGGCGAGCCCGGGGGCGUUGGGCUGCGCGUGCAGGCGAGUUAUGAGGACAUCGGGCGGCGACGACUGCGUUUGACGUUUCAAGAGGCCAAGGUGAGCGAGAUCAACAUCUCACCACUCGCCGAGACGCUCUUGGCACCCGCCAUCUUACCGCGAGGGAGCUUGAACCACCAAGUGCUGAUGUUUAUAAAGGAGUUGGAGCUCAAGUUCCCGCUCAGAGGGGCGCUGACGUCCAUUGGCGGUGGCGAGCCGUCCGGUGGCGCCGCUGUCGGGUCGUAUCACCUCACGUACGUGGACGAAGACGUUCUUGUCGGGCGCGCCCAGGCCGGCGGAGUGUACAUUUUUACGCGCGCUGAAUUAUAG